AUGGUCCAUCUUCCUCAAGUACAGCACGCAGCUCGUCUAGCGCGAUCGAGACUUCUUCGGGAUGGCCGUUUUGGUACCAGCACAAAUACGGCGGCGGAUAUACGCCCGAUAUCCCCGGGGCGGGAGCGCAGGCAUUUUGGGCAUCGAAAAAAUCAAGUUCAUGUUGUGCUAGGCGACGACGUAGCGAGCCUAAAGAAUCAGGAUUCCUUUUUAGAAAAUAAGGAGCUUUCGGAAGAGAAAUCAGUCAUCCAAAUUGAGCCUCAAGUCUCCACCCUUCAGCUCGACCAAAGCAUCCGACGGCCAUCCCUUAAACAAGUCUGGUCAGCACCUCGGUCCAUCGAGGCCAUCCAGUGGGCGCAGAAACCCGCCCAGCACGUCAACGGCAUUAUCACCUUCCACUCCGAUGACCGCGUCCCUGUCACGCCUGGGCUUGCAAACCCACUGGCCCUCGACGGAGAUGCCACAUACCUCCUAGCCGGUGGCACAGGCGGACGAGGAGCCAAUCUAGCGAGAUUCCUCGCCCGCAAGGGUGCCAAAAACCUUGCUAUCAUAUCUCGAUCGGGCUCAUCCACUGCAAGUGCCGAGUCAGUCUUUCAAGACUUGACGGCGAAGGGCCAGGUGAUAGAUGAAUGCACCAACGAGAUGCCACCCAUUCGUGGUGUCUUGCAGUGUGCUGCCGUGCUCGAAGACUCCAUCUACCAUAAUAUGACGCAUGUGCAAUGGCGAACUGCCACCCGGCCCAAGAUGCACAGCUCAAUGAUCCUCCAUCGACUCCUGCUACAGCACGACCUGCGAUUCUUCGUCAUGCUCAGCUCAAUCGCUGGCGUGGUGGGUAACCGCAGUCAAGCCAACUACGCGGCUGGCAAUACGUUCCAAGAUGCCCUGGCCCACUACCGCCGUAGUCGGGGUCUGCCGGCUGUUAGUAUCGAUCUCGGCCUGAUGUUGGGUAUCGGUCUCAUUGCUGAGCGCGGUGGUGCAACCAAACUGAAGAAAUGGGAGGCAGUGGGUAUCCGUGAGGCAGAGUUCCACGCCCUCUUGACAGCGGCUAUGACGGGACUUGGGGUGGCUCGCCGGUGCCCACGCAGCUCAUUUCAGGUCUCCCCACGGGAGGGAUUCUUGAAUCCGAGGGUCUGGAGUGGCCGUUCUACUUUGAUGACCCGCGUUUUGCGUACUUGA
Penicillium subrubescens is the source of this 1176-nucleotide messenger RNA. Its product is annotated as beta-ketoacyl reductase. Gene Ontology annotation, biological process: secondary metabolite biosynthetic process; fatty acid biosynthetic process. Gene Ontology annotation, molecular function: fatty acid synthase activity. The record is from RefSeq and is a predicted model, not a curated record. The coding region runs from base 1 to 1176 and encodes 391 amino acids. The transcript has 3 exons. Lineage: Eukaryota; Fungi; Ascomycota; Eurotiomycetes; Eurotiales; Aspergillaceae.